Microdochium trichocladiopsis is the source of this 1635-nucleotide messenger RNA. RefSeq names its product CRAL-TRIO domain-containing protein. The transcript is spliced from 2 exons. The record is from RefSeq and is a predicted model, not a curated record. The coding region runs from base 161 to 1552 and encodes 463 amino acids. NCBI's taxonomy places the organism in Eukaryota, Fungi, Ascomycota, Sordariomycetes, Xylariales, Microdochiaceae.
GACAUUUAGUGGGUGGAUCAGACAGCCACCCCGUCCGAGCGCCUUAUAAUCACGGACACUCCUCUUAAGACAGCCCUCGAGCACCUGUGACGAGGCAGUCUCUGCGUGUAUUAUCAAUCUUUCCAACGAAGAGAGCAGAAGCCUCAAGGGCCCCAGCGAGAUGGAAAAUGCCGAGAUCCCCGAGGGCUAUGUCGGCAACCUGACGCCCUUCCAGGAGCGCCAGCUGCAAAAGUUCUGGGUCCGGCUGACCGAGAUCACCGGCACCAAGGCGGCGGCCGACGCCUCCGGGGCCGCGAGCAUCCGCAGCGCCGCCGGCAACAGCCAGCACCAGGACGCCAACGACAACAAGUAUGGCCAGUCGGACGCCUUUACGCGGUACCUGGCCAGCGAGCCGCCCGAGGCGAUCCGCAGGGCGCUGUGGGCCGUCGUCAAGAACGACAACCCGGACUCGAUGGUGCUGCGCUUCCUGCGCGCGCGCAAGUGGGACGUCGACAAGGCCAUUGUCAUGCUCGUCACCAUGGUCGAGUGGCGGGCGCUGCAGAACGUCGACACCGUCGUCGUCAGGGGCGGCGAGGGCGUGGGGCUCAAGGAGAAGCGCACCGACGACGAGGAGGGCCUGCUGCUGCAGUACCGCCUGGGCAAGAGCUUUGUCCGCGGGCUCGACAAGAACCGCCGGCCCGUGUACAUUGUCAAGCCCCGGCUGCACAGCCCCAAGACGCAGACGGGCCGGGCCAUGGAGCUGUACAUCCUCCACACCAUCGAGAGCAUCCGCAUGCUCGUCAAGGACCCCUUUGACACGGCGUGCCUCAUCUUUGACCUCACCGGGUUCGGGCUCCGCAACAUGGACUUCCCCGCCGUAAAGUUCCUCAUCCAGGUGUUCGAGGCGAGGUAUCCAGAGACGCUCGGUGUCGUCCUCAUCCACAACGCCCCCUGGGUAUUCCAAGGCAUCUGGAGAAUCGUCAAAGGCUGGCUCGAUCCCGUCGUCGCCUCAAAGAUCCACUUCACCAGCAAGGCCGCCGACCUCGAGCAGUUCAUCCCGCACGCGAACCUGAUGGCCGAGUACGGAGGGGCCGACGACUACACGUACUCGUACGUUGAGCCGCGCGCGGGCGAGAACGACGCGAUGCAGGACCUCGAGCGCAUCCAGAAGCUCACGGCCGAGCGCGAGGCCAUCAUUGCCGAGUACGAAAAGGCCACGAUCGAGUGGGCUGCUGCUGCUGCUGCUGCUGCUGCUGCUACUGCUCCUGCUCCUGCUGUGGCCCAGGAGGAGAAGGAGAGGGCCGAGGUAGAGAAGGAGGAAAGGAAGGAAAAGGGAGAAGAGGGGGAGGAGGAGGGGGAAGGGGACCACCAAACGGAAACCGAGGCCGCCGCUUCGAGGCAACAAGAAGAAGAAGCAGAUGAAGAAAAGUACGCCGCGAGGAGGGCGGCUCUCGCGGAGAGGCUGGCGGCGAAUUACUGGCUGCUCGAUCCGCACGUGCGGUCGCGGAACAUAUACGACCGGCUCGGGAUCCUGAGCGAGACGGGCGAGGUCAACUUUGCCCCAAAGACGUAGAUGACUUAGCAGUAGUAGUCGUUGUAGUUGUAUACUUUUGCAUUCGGCUUCUUGUCCUUUUUUUCUUUAAUUGGAAUUCUCUU